AAAUAAAAAACCGAGGGAAAUGUUUGAGUGAGUGAGGUGAAACGACAGGGCAACACCGGGCACCGGCAAAAAGCAACAGCAGCACCAGAGGCAGACGCGUGUGUUUAAAUUAGUCCCGGCACAACUGUCGUUCAAGCAACAUGUUUUUAAAAAUAAAAUUUUUAAUAUUAUGCCAUAUAAUGGUAUCUUAAUAUUAAUAAUUUAAUUAUUUAUUAUUUUAUUUUUUUCAUUAAGUAAGUUUCAUAUUUCAAACAAUUAUUAAUUGUAUUUAUCAAGUCAAGUUAUACAUGGUGAUAAUGAGUGAAAAAUAGUUUAGUGAAUAACAGUUAUUUUAACAUUUUUAUUCUCAAAGAGUAUUGUUUUUUAUUUUUUUUUUUGUGUGUAUAAUAAUAAAAAUUUAAUUAAAAAACGUCAAAAUGAAAAUUACAAUUUUACUAGUUGCAUUUGUUUUGGUUGUGGAGGCUGAUCUUUUGGAUCUCUAUGUUCAACACAUGGACGAAACAAUGGGAACAAAUGCCAAUAAAAGACAUCAUCCAAGAGACAUUGAUAUUAAAAAAUCACGAAAUAAACGUAGCGUAAAUGAAGAUAUUAAAUUUGGAAAUUAUAAAAAACAAAGUCUCGAUGUUGAUGAUGAUUGGUGGAUAGGAGAUAAAAAAAGUUCAAAAAAACCACAGUUAAUAUCGAAAACAGAUGGUCUUGAACAUCCAAAUAUCAAAGAAGAAUAUCAUGAUCCAAAAUUUCAUGAAUUUUUAAAUGACGACAUUGACAUUGAGAUGUUUGAAAAUUUUCUGAAGAAAAAUUCAACUGAUGAAGAGCCAAAAGAAGCAAUUCCUCCACAUGUCAAUGAUAAUGAUAAUAUUGAUACAACUAAUGAUGUCAAUGUAGCAACAAGUAUUGAAAUGCAAAAAAAUAAUGACAGUAGAAUACCUAAAAAAUUUAUUUCAUCAAUGAAAAAUCAAAGUGUUGAUAAAAAAUUAAAUAGACACAAAAGAAAUACUAAUGAGGUAAAUUUCACAAGACAUGAGAUACUUGAUGAAGAUGGUGAUGUUAUCCUUGAAUGGGAUCCAACUGACAAUGAUAUUGUCACAUUCAGGGUUACAGCCAAGACACUUGGCUACAUUGGAAUUGGAUUUAAUGACAAAAAUCACAUGAAAGGAGCGGAUAUUAUUAUCACAUGGGUCGAUGAUCACUCUGGUACACCAAAUCUUCUUGAUUCACACGGUAUGAUGGAUUCUAAUGCAUCACCAAUAACAGAUAUAUCACAGGAUGUUAAAAUAUUAAAAGGCAGCCAAAAUGGUACUCAUACUUCAGUAACAUUUUCAAGAAAUUGGCAAACAUGUGAUCCAGAUGAUUAUCAAUUAACCGAAGACAACGUACGUAUUAUUUGGGCCUUACACAGUGCUGAUCCAGAAUUAAAUACACCAGUUUGGCAUGGUGAAAAAAGAGGAGGUAGAGCCUUAAGAAUUCGUGCAACAGCACCAAAAACAUCACCACCACCAUCACCAAGUCCUGAUAUCAGAAACUGGGACGUCAAGCUUAAUCAGUUUGCUGUUGACGACAAACAGGAUACAAUAUACUGGUGUAAAAUAUUCAAGGCCCCACAACUCAACAAAAAGCAUCACAUGAUCGGGUAUGAACCACUUGUUGAAAAAAGCAAUGAAGGACUGGUUCAUCAUAUGAUACUUUAUGAGUGUGCAUCAACAUCACCACUACUUGGACAACAUGCAAGAAUUGCUGGUGCACCAUGUUACAGUCCAACUAUGCCAAGAGAAUGGGAUUCUUGUAUUCAACCAGUUGUUGCUUGGGCCCGUGGAAGCAGAGGUGAAUGGUUUGGUGAUCACGUUGGUAUACCAGUUGGAGAACACAAAGAGGGAUCAUAUUACAUGCUCGAGGUACAUUAUAAUAAUCCAAGUUUAAAAAAAGCAAUUGACAGUAGUGGAAUUAGACUACAUUUAACACCAAAUUUAAGACCACAAGAAGCUGGUAUAUUUGUAACUGGUAUGGCUGUUAGUCCAUUACAUUUAAUCCCACCAAAACAAAAAGAAUAUGCAACUGCUGGUUAUUGUACACCAUCAUGUACUGGUACAUUAUUUCCCGAGGAUGGUGUUAAUGUUGUAUCAGUUGUAUUACAUUCACAUAUGGCUGGACGUAAAAUGAGUCUUGGUCAUGUACGUAAAGGUCAACAACUUCCUUAUAUUGUUAAAGAAAAUCAUUUUGAUUUUGAAUAUCAACAAUCAUAUAGUUUAGAUGAAGAAGUUAAAAUAUUACCAGGUGAUGAAUUAAUAACUGAGUGUGUUUAUGGAACGCUGGAUCGUUCAAAACCAACACUUGGUGGUUAUUCAGCAGAUCAAGAAAUGUGUUUGGCAUUUGUACUUUAUUAUCCAAAAACAGAACUUGCUGGUUGUUACAGUAUGACACCAGCAAAAGAUUUAUUUAAAACACUUGGAGUUAAAAAUUUUAAAGGUCUUUCAUUGGAUAAUGUAGAGAAGCUAUUUCUCACAACUGGAACUGAUGCUGUUACAAUUCCACCAACUGUUCAACAACAACUACCAGUUUAUCCAGCAACAAGACCAAGUGAAAAAAUUAAUUAUGAAAUAAUCAAAGAAGCCGAAUCAACAAUAAAAGCAAUGCAAGAAUUUACUGAACAAGCUAGUGAUGAUAAUGUAUUUGCAAGGCUUGUUAUUGAAGACCCUGAAGAAUUUAGAGGGAGGACUUUGGCUCAACACAUGGUUAAUAUACCAUGGACUGAAGAAUCAUUGACAAGGUCAUUUGAAAAUAGUCUUUACAAUGGCAGGCACAUGACAUUUUGUCGAAAAAGAGAUGACAAACUUGCAUUGCCGUCAAACAUUCAGAUGUUUCCAAAUUUUACAAAACUACCAGAACAAAAUAAAACAAUAUGCAGUGAACGAAGAACAAUGUCUUCAUCAACAGUUACAAUUCCUAAUUUAUUUAUUCUCAGUUACAUUUUUGUCAUUUCAAUUUAUUUCUGUUGUAAAUCAUUAUAGAGAUAUUUUUAAUUUAAAUAUUAAUAUGACAAAUAC
Aphidius gifuensis is the source of this 3041-nucleotide messenger RNA. Its product is annotated as MOXD1 homolog 1. Lineage: Eukaryota; Metazoa; Arthropoda; Insecta; Hymenoptera; Braconidae. Gene Ontology annotation, molecular function: dopamine beta-monooxygenase activity; copper ion binding. The transcript has 8 exons. Bases 417 to 3005 code for a protein of 862 amino acids. The record is from RefSeq and is a predicted model, not a curated record. Gene Ontology annotation, cellular component: secretory granule membrane. Gene Ontology annotation, biological process: norepinephrine biosynthetic process; dopamine catabolic process; octopamine biosynthetic process.